Cucumis melo (muskmelon) is the source of this 752-nucleotide messenger RNA. RefSeq lists its product as uncharacterized. The coding region runs from base 410 to 721 and encodes 103 amino acids. The transcript has 3 exons. Lineage: Eukaryota; Viridiplantae; Streptophyta; Magnoliopsida; Cucurbitales; Cucurbitaceae. The record is from RefSeq and is a predicted model, not a curated record.
UUCACAGCUUCUCUCAUUUAUAAUUUCUUCACGUUUCUUCUCAACGGCACUCUCUCUCCCCUCUCCCUCUCUCUCCUCCUCCCCUUCUCUCUCGCUCUCUUGUCUCCUUCGUCUUCCUCGUCUUCCUCGUCUUCCUCGUCUUCACUCUUCCUAUCUCUCAAUUUCCAUUCUCUAAAAUGAAGCAUGCACCCAAGAAACCCAUACCCAUGUCGCCGAUCCACUGCCAUCUUCUAUUCCUAGCGCUAACGGCGCCGGAAUCAAGGGCGGCAGACCCCUCGGAAACCUACAUCGUCUUCCAAAGAAAAUGAUUCACCGUCCGAUCCCAAUUCAUGGUUCCCGAUUUCAAACCCUCGCCGACUAAGUUGAAGAGCCUGCUCUCUCUUCUAACCCACUUAAGCGGAAGCUCAGUAUGGAGACCCUUCUUGAGAAUUCCAUCCCUGGGUUGUCUGAUUCUAUUGCGAAGAUUAGAGAAGAUGUAAAAUCUGGUGUAGAAAAUUUAACAGAGGAGUGUGUAUCCACAAUGGCAGACGUUACUCGGCUUCUAAUGAAGGUUUUUAUCUUCCUCGUGCUAAUAUGCGCACCUAAGGGUCACCCCUAUCCAUGGAAGUACGGAGGAGUCCAGAAAGUUUUCACCUGCAACACAGUGAAAGCAAACCUUCGUCUAUCGAAGAAACACGCUCAUGAGAACAUUGAGAUCAAUUUCAACAAGCUUUACUACUAGUUUUGAUAAGCUUACGAGUUUUGGAAACAUA